CUGAGUCUGCGCGGCGGCAGCAGCAGCGACAUGGACGACGAGGAGGAGACGUACCGUCUGUGGAAGAUCCGCAAGACCAUCAUGCAGCUCUGCCAUGAUCGUGGAUAUUUAGUGACACAAGAUGAAUUGGAUCAAACACUGGAUGAAUUUAGAGGUCAGUUUGGAGAUAAGCCAAGUGAAGGAAGGCCACGGCGAUCAGACCUGACUGUGCUUGUUGCUCAUAACGAUGAUCCCACUGAUCAGAUGUUUGUCUUUUUUCCAGAGGAGCCAAAAGUUGGGAUUAAGACCAUUAAAAUGUACUGUCAGCGCAUGCAGGAAGAAAAUAUUACUAGAGCCAUCAUUGUGGUACAGCAAGGAAUGACGCCAUCAGCAAAACAGUCUCUGGUUGACAUGGCUCCUAAGUAUAUCCUUGAGCAAUUUCUGCAACAGGAACUUCUAAUUAACAUUACUGAACAUGAGCUUGUUCCAGAGCACAUCGUGAUGACCAAGGAGGAAGUUACAGAGCUGCUGGCACGAUAUAAGUUAAAGGAGAGCCAGUUGCCAAGAAUACAAGCAGGUGAUCCAGUGGCACGAUACUUUGGAUUGAAAAGAGGACAGGUGGUGAAAAUUAUACGACCUAGUGAGACUGCAGGAAGGUACAUCACCUACAGACUAGUACAGUGAGGCAUCUCGUAGGUAUUUUUGGCAUGAAAAUGGCAGGCUGAUUAAUGGGAAUCAUUGAAAACUUCAAGUUAAUGCUUUGUGCUAAUUCCUAACGUGCAAAGGAUGGUCUUUCAGUUAGUUCUAUAACUGUGUCCUGUCAUUUGAUUGUUUUUUUUAAAAUAAACUUAAUAAAAUA
Pristis pectinata (smalltooth sawfish) is the source of this 838-nucleotide messenger RNA. It is a transcript of the gene polr2eb, whose product is annotated as RNA polymerase II, I and III subunit E, b. The transcript is spliced from 8 exons. Gene Ontology annotation, biological process: DNA-templated transcription. Gene Ontology annotation, molecular function: DNA binding; DNA-directed RNA polymerase activity. Lineage: Eukaryota; Metazoa; Chordata; Chondrichthyes; Rhinopristiformes; Pristidae. Gene Ontology annotation, cellular component: RNA polymerase III complex; RNA polymerase I complex; RNA polymerase II, core complex. Bases 31 to 663 code for a protein of 210 amino acids. The record is from RefSeq and is a predicted model, not a curated record.